Molecule: messenger RNA, 960 nt
Organism: Medicago truncatula (barrel medic)
Lineage: Eukaryota; Viridiplantae; Streptophyta; Magnoliopsida; Fabales; Fabaceae
Exons: 2
Coding region: 313-756 (147 amino acids)
Source: RefSeq, a predicted model, not a curated record
UGAUAAUGUUGUGUAUAUUAAAAUUCUAGGCACUUGGCAAAAGCUAGAAAUGAUUUUACAAUGUCUUGUCAUGUCACAAUAUUCUCAUUCUGGUAACAUUUUUCCAUACAAAAAAGAAGCAAAAUGAAAAGUUAUCACCAUAGAAGAUAGUGUCUUCUGUAGAAAUUUUCAUCAACUAACUUAUCUCAGUCUCUAUAUUACUAUGAUCAACAACUCAUUCAAGUUUGAAGUAAACAAUUUGCCACUCACACUUACUUUACGACCAAAGUUCAAAUUCAAAUCUAAAAAGAAAAAAGAAAACAAUUCAGAAGAAUGGGUGAUUUACAAAUUCAACAAGAAUCCAUGGUGAUCCCUCACAAACAGAAACAAUCCAUGAUUAUUCCAACAUCAUCAAUGCUUCAUCAUCACCCUCACAACAACACUGUCAAACUCUGUUCACCAUCAUCAUCAUCUGCUCACCAACCGUCAUCCAAGAAGCAUUCUUUUGACGCAAGCAAUCUCACCCGUAAUGGCUUCUCCGCCAUUACACUUUCUUUCAGUCUCCGUGGGAAUACUCUUAGCCGCUGUGUCUCUGAUCCAUGCACCUUGCCGGAUCAAUCCAUGCCGGUAAAAGGGCCGUCAACUGCUUUGCAGCCUCUGCCUCCAAUCAGGAGAUGUAUAUCUGAAGUUAUUGAUCCGUCUGAUGUUAAAGAAGCAGUUGAUCGUUAUUUGAACUCUGCUGAAAAAACCACCCUUGAAUCUGAUUCAAUGGCUUAAAAGGAAUGAAGAAAGUGUGGGAUGAAGUUAUGGAAGACGAGGAAGAAAAUGAAAAGGAACAACAAGAAGAAGAGCCCUCUCCUGAUGCUGAAGAUGAAAAAGAUGAAAAAGAACAAGAACAAGAAGAGCACUGUCUUGACUCUUUUGUUGCUAAAGAUGAAAAAGUCAUAUCUCAGGUACAUGUCUUGAAUCUUCAACUGUGAU